This is a messenger RNA of Coregonus clupeaformis (lake whitefish), 1772 nucleotides long. RefSeq names its product mitochondrial ribosome-associated GTPase 2-like. NCBI's taxonomy places the organism in Eukaryota, Metazoa, Chordata, Actinopteri, Salmoniformes, Salmonidae. The transcript has 6 exons. The coding region runs from base 358 to 1617 and encodes 419 amino acids. Gene Ontology annotation, cellular component: mitochondrion. The record is from RefSeq and is a predicted model, not a curated record. Gene Ontology annotation, molecular function: GTPase activity; magnesium ion binding; GTP binding.
GUGCUUUUUGACCUUCGGUAGCUACCGUAGCUAGCGCUCACAACAUGCUGCUGAAGUGAAGUUGUCGUUCCAAACAGUUAGCUUGAUCUAAAAGCUUCAUUUUUGGUAGCGUUGUAGAUUGCGAGGUUUUGUGAAAUAUCUAGAGAUAGAUAGAUGGACAUAGUUUUUUUUAUUGCCGAUUAAAUUAGUAGGCUUGUUGAAAGUGACUUGGCUAGCUAACGUUAGCUCAUUGCCACAGUCACAGAGCUAGCUAGCUAGCUAACUAACACAUCCUGCUAACGUUACUGUUAGCUAGUUAACGAGGUCAGGGCGACACUUCUGACUGUCUCCCUUUGACAUGACAUUUAUUAUUUUGCAAUGUUAACUAUAUUGACAAAGGUUCAGAGCCGAGGAUGGUUUGUCCAAGAGAUAAGCCGAAUAUUUGCACACGUUUGCUUUAGGAACGAGGUGAAUUGCAGCUGGUUGAUAGGGCUCAGAAGCCACUUGGCAGCACAGAGGAAAACAACUGGAAUCAGGAAUGUCACCACGUCCUCUGCACUGUGCGCCAAACCUAGAGGAAAUUCCCAAAAGAAAGAACUGUCAGAAAAAAAAUUGACUCGCCACUUUGUGGACCACCGCAAUGUGAAGCUACUGGCUGGAGCAGGUGGGAAAGGAGCCUGCACCUUCCAUAGUGAGCCCCGGAAAGAGUGGGGUGGACCGGACGGAGGGAAUGGAGGAGACGGGGGGAACAUAAUCAUCAAAGUCGAACGGCAGGUGAAGUCCCUGGCGCAGGUCACCCCCGUUUACAAAGGAGACGAUGGCGACUCAGGAGGCAGUAAGAACUGCUACGGACGCAACGCCAGCACAACCUACAUCGCUGUGCCAGUGGGCACGGUGGUGAAGGAGCAUGGGAAGACGGUGGCAGACCUCUCCCAGCACGGCCAGGAGUACGUGGCUGUGUUUGGAGGGGCGGGGGGAAAGGGGAACCGCUUCUUCCUGUCCAAUGAGAACCGUGCCCCCAUGACGGCCACCCCGGGAGAGAGAGGCCAGGAGAGGGUCCUCCAGCUGGAGCUGCGUACCAUGGCCCACGCCGGACUGGUUGGGUUUCCUAAUGCAGGGAAGUCUUCUCUUCUAAGGGCCAUCUCCAAUGCCAGGCCUGCUGUGGCUGCCUACCCCUUCACCACCCUCAACCCCCACGUGGGCAUUGUUAAGUACAGGGACCAUGAGCAAGUGGCAGUGGCUGACAUCCCUGGUAUCAUCCGUGGGGCACAUCUGAACCGAGGCCUGGGGAUCUCCUUCCUGCGCCACAUUGAGCGCUGUCGCUUCCUGCUCUUCGUCCUGGACCUGUCCUCCCCAGAACCCUGGACCCAGCUCCAGCACCUGCGUUUCGAGCUGGACCAGUACGAACCCGGACUCUCCCACCGGCCCCACGCUAUUGUGGCCAACAAAAUGGACCUGCCUGGGGCACGGGGGAACAUAGAGGCCCUCAGGGGCCACGUGGCCCAGAGGGUGAUCCCUGUGUCAGCCCUCACAGGCCAGAACACAGAGGAGCUGAUCAUCCACCUCAGGGAGCUGUAUGAUGUCUACCUGCAGACCCAGGGACAGGGCAGUGGGGAGGACAAGCCCACCAGGUGGUAGGUCAGCCGGGGAAAAGGAGUGAAAGACUUCCAUGCCUUUUCCUUUUCCUCACUGUUUAGCACCUACCAAAUGUAGUUUGUUCAAAUUAUAGGACUAAAUAAAUAUUUAUAUAACUAUGGUAUUUAUUUAUGAUUUAAUAAAUGUGUUUAAUUAAA